This is a messenger RNA of Sinocyclocheilus grahami, 6563 nucleotides long. RefSeq names its product protein turtle homolog B-like. The coding region runs from base 17 to 3457 and encodes 1146 amino acids. NCBI's taxonomy places the organism in Eukaryota, Metazoa, Chordata, Actinopteri, Cypriniformes, Cyprinidae. The record is from RefSeq and is a predicted model, not a curated record. Gene Ontology annotation, cellular component: neuron projection. The transcript has 15 exons. Gene Ontology annotation, molecular function: protein binding.
CGCCCGUGUUGUGAAAAUGCCACCUGUCAUCUACGUCCCAAGAAAGUUGCCGGGAAUCAUUCGCUGCCCAGUGGAUGCCAACCCCCCAGUUAUGUCAGUCCGAUGGGAGAAAGAUGGCUACCCCCUCAGAAUCGAGAAGUAUCCUGGAUGGAGCCAGAUGGCAGACGGAAGCAUUCGGGUGGCAGAAGUUACUGAAGACUCCCUUGGCACCUACACCUGUGUGCCUUACAAUGUCCUAGGUACCAUGGGACAGUCCCCUCCAGCCACUCUGGUGCUAAAGGACCCCCCUUACUUCAACGUGAGGCCUGGGGGGGAGUACCGUCAGGAGGCGGGGAGAGAGCUGGUCAUCCCCUGCGCUGCUUCUGGAGACCCCGAGAUUCCAACCAUUGUAUGGAGAAAGGUCGGGAAGCCCAGCAGAAGCAAAUAUAACAUCUUACCAAGUGGUAGCUUGCAAUUCGUGUCUCUGAGCAAAGAGGAUCAUGGGGAGUGGGAAUGUGUUGCCACCAACGUAGUAACAAGCAUCACUGCCAGCACACGCCUUUUUGUAAUAGGCACUAGUCCACAUGCGCCAACUAAUGUCCACGUGUCAGCAUCCACAAGCUCCGCUAACGUUUCCUGGGAACCUGGAUAUGACGGAGGCUUUGAACAGACGUUCUCGGUCUGGAAUGGCCCGGUAAAGGUGAAGAAUGAUUUAGGGCCACAUGACUGGCUGUCCAUACCUGUGCCCGGCUCUCAGACGUGGUUGGUGGUCCAGGGGUUGGAGCCAAAGACUGCCUAUCAAUUUAGUGUGUUGGCCCAGAACAAGUUGGGCACCGGCCCCUUCAGUGAGGUAGUCACUGUGACUACAGGAGGGUAUCCCAUUAGUACCCCUGAACCACUGGUGCUUCUAACUCCACCACGGUGCCUCACAGCCAACCGGACACAGCAGGGUGUUUUGUUGACAUGGCUUCCUCCGGCCAAUCACUCUUCACCAAUCGACCGUUACAUCAUCGAGUUUCGUCUUGGGGAAAGGUGGGAGGUUCUGGAUGACUUGAUUCCUGCCACUGAGACUGAGAUCAUAGCAAGAGAUCUUAUUCAGGACUCUUGGUAUGAAUUCCGAGCACUGGCUGUAAUGGAUGAUCUUGUCAGUGAGAGCAGUAAUGUGGUGGGAGUGUCAAGUACAGACCCCUUCCCUCCCACAGAGAUCUCAGACGAGGGGCUGGCCAAGCCAGUGGUGGCCGGCAUCGUGGCCACCAUCUGUUUCUUGGCGGCUGCCAUCCUCUUCAGCACGCUUGCUGCAUGUUUUGUCAACAAGCAGCAUCGUCGCAAGCUCAAACGCAAACGAGACCCUCCACUAUCGAUUACGCACACAAGGAAAAGCAUCGAAUCUCCGCCUCCUCUUACCCCCUUGCCUGGCAUUGAGCCCUACUGGGAAGAGCCAGACAGGAGCAGCUACAGGCCCCCAUCCACCAGCCCUCAGCUGUCCUCUGGGAAGAUCAGUCCUGAGAGCAUUACUUCCUCCCGGUCCCCAUCUCUGGCCAGCAUGGGUGGCCAUGGUCUUUACGUUAAGAAGUUGCCAAGCCCUAGGAAGGAGAAAGAGCUUUCCCUCUAUAUGAAAACCAAGAGAGCAAUAACCAGUAAGAAGUACAGCGUGUCCAAGCACGAGGCUGAGGUCACCACACCCAUCGAGCUGAUCAGCCGGGGACCUGAUGGCCGAUUCGUCAUGGUUCCCAGUGACAUCGACACGUCCCUCAAGCCACGACGCAUUGAGGGUUUUCCUUUUGUGGAGGAAUCAGACUUGUAUCCUGAGUUCCGCCAAUCAGAUGAGGAGAACGAUGACCCAGGGCCCCUACCCCCAGUCAUGGCCACCCUCAGGCCCCAGAUAUCCCCUGUGUCCUCCAGCCAGGAGUCCUACAUGCAGCCCCCAGCCUACAGCCCCCGGUUCCAGAGGCCUAUGGAAGGUAUGAGCAUCUCGGAGGGUAGUCGGCUUCAGGCCACAGGGCAGAGCCGGGUCUCCCAUUUUCACAGGGUCUUCCCUCCAGGCCCCUUCUAUGGCUAUCUAGGUAGUGGUGCUGAGGUGGAGCUUCACCCUCCUUUUUACAUGCCUGAUGUUAGUCCACGUAGCUCUGCCAUGUCCUCCUCACCUUCAUACCCCCCUGAGGGGCCGUUCCGCCAUCCCACCAUCCCAGAGGAAAGGGAGGAGCUGAGGAUCCAUGAGUUUGGCGCCUCCGGCCACGCCCUCCCACUGGUGCAUAGCCCUCCCUCCUCUCGCUCGACCGAGAUCUGGCAGCCUCCUGACUUCCCCUUUCUAGGUCAGGAGGGUCCCCGUCUCGCUCUUCCACCACGUCAUUCCUCAUAUCUCCACCGGGACCUCCCUGAGCCCCCGCCAUAUCCCUCCCAUAGUCGUACUCUUAGCACCACCUCUCAGCUCCCUUCAAGCUCUGCUUUUCUCCAGCUGGAGGCCCCUAGAGCCCACCUAAGCAGAUCGCCCAGCAGGUUUCCACUUCAGGGCCCUUCAGCCAAGCAUAUAACUAUGCAACAGGCCCAGACUCUGGGGCAGUUGAGACACACUGCCCACGGUAUGGGCGUACCAGUGUUGCCUUACUUAGGCACCACAGCCCGCAUGGGGAGCCCAAGCACACUGCACAGUGAGAGCUCGGACGGCUGGAGAUCUGAGGCCCAGCCUUGGCUAAGCCCCAGGGCGGCACGAAGGAUGGAUCUCGGCCUGCAGCAGGUGGUCCUGCAGCCGUCACGACUCUCCCCUCUCACCCAAACCCCUCCCAGCUCACAUGCCGGCUCUCCAGACAUUCUCGUCCGCCCUCCUCCCCGCCCCAGUAUCCUGCGGUCUUCCCGCUCUCAAGAGAUGCCCGAGAGUGCCCGUCACCCCGCCAGUGUCUCCUUUUCCCGAAGGUCUCUCUCCUCUUCCCCUGCCACUUCACCUACCCAAGGCCAGAACGGCCAGCGGCCCAGCCUCAGCUACCAUGCCCACAUGGCCUUUGCCACAGCCGCGGCCAGCUACCCCUCCCAGUCCCCUUCACCCCCUGCGGAGAGCAGUGAUGCUUUCGGCCAGAUGCCAUCUCAGAGAAGGACAGAUGAGGAGAUGCUCCCCUCAGAACCCUCUCCAGGGGAGCAUCUAGGUGCAGUGAGAGUCCCUGCAGGGUCUGAGAGCUUUGAAGCACUGAUUUAUUAUUGUAUUAAUAAAGCCAAGAAAUCAACAGCCAACAAGAACAACAACUCCAGAUUCAAGAAAAGGACAGAUGUGUCCACCUCUCAGACCCAGCAGCCGCAUGCAUCUCAGGCCUCUGAGCAAAGAGAACAUCUCAGCUCUCCCUCAAAGAAAAAGUGGAAAAGUACACUUAGAAAGUCCCCCUGUCUUCAUCUGUCCUCUCUGCUGCGUUGGCUUCACCCCAGAGAAGACAGAAAAUCCCUCCUGGCCAGUAUGGACCCUGCCCCCUCAAACUAUGGUUCUCUGCUCUGAGAGCCCCCCCAAACACACUAAAACUUUUCCUGUGGGGCGGAUCGUCUCCUUGUCCAUUAGCAAAAAUGUACAAUGGACAAGCUCUCAGUACUGUUUUGUAAUCAGUCUAAACUAGGUAUGAUUUAUUAUGUUCUUCGGUUGGCACAAUAUACUACACAUAUCUGUAUUUUCUGUAAAUUUACUCAAAGAAAAAACAUACAGGGGUGCUUUUUUGGAAGAAACAGAAAAGAACAGGACAAAAGCUUUUCAUUUGAUAAUAAAAGAAAAUAAUAGCAUUCCAAUACAUGCUAGGAAAAAUCUUGCUGGACACUUUAGUUUUUGUCAUAAUGUUGUCAGAACUGUGUAUAUUGUGAAGGAUAGAGUUAAAUGCUCUGUACAAAUAUGUCUCUCAAGACGUGAUAGUUACUACAGUUUUUUUUUCUUCCUUCUACAAAAUAUACCUCAAAAAAAGAGAAUAGAAAAAAAAGAAAAAGAAAAGGAAUAAAUAAUCUGGAACAUAUUUCAGCACUUCUACCAUAUUUUGUGCAAGCUAGUGCAAUUAAUUUUGGAUGACAUAUUAGUGUUAAAGCUUUGACAGCAUUACAGAAUAUGGGGGAAUAAUUGUAAGCCCAGAAAUGACAAUUUAUUUAUUUAUAAAAUAUGAAAUAUGAAAUAUAAAGCACAGAAUAUCAUAGAAAUUGUAAGCUUGAAAAGAAUGACUGCAGUACUGGACUGGUCCUGCGACAAUGUUUGAACAGUUAUUCAGAUUUCGUAAAUUCCAUGCAAAGGCAGGUGGAAUUGAAAACUUGCUUUCUUAUUUAUUUUUUAAAUAAUUGCCAUUAUAUCUGACUAAAAUUAUUGGACAGCUUUAAGGCACUUUUUAUCUGUGUUUAAUAUUAAGACUAAUAUUAGCCCCCUGCUGAAAAAUGAUUCAGGUUCACAUUUAGAAAUAUCCUUUUUGACAUGUUCAGAUGGCAUAAGUGCAGAUGUAAUAUUUCAACUGAAGUAGAAUUACUUGGUUCUUGUCUUGCACAAAUGUAGUUAGAAGUGGUGAAAUGCAUUAUUAAUCUUUUCGUCACUUCCUUGAAGUAAAUCAUUUGUUAUAUGUUUGCUUUGGACAUACAGUACACCAAGGAAUGACAGUAGAUAUUGUGCAGACUAAUGAAGACAUCAAUAUAACAUAGAAAAAUGAAAUAGUCCUUAUUCUAGUCAGUUGAAAAAAAGAUUACCAGUCUUCUUGGUUACUUACAAAAGUGAACCUCCAAAAGUAGCUUGAAUCUUUUUGAAAAAAAAAAAAAGGAAAUUGUAUUGUAAUCUUUACUAUUUGCCAUCCAUCACAGCUCAUCUGAUGACAUAGCAAACAAAGUUUGUGUUAUUUGAAUUAAUGAUGAGUUUAGUAUUUCUGAAGUAUGUUAAUUGUCUCUAGAGUUCACUAACAGCUGCUGAUCUGCUACCUACAGUGAAAGCUAAUCGAGCGUGUGUUAGUGUAGUUUAACCGAUGGUGAAUGUAUGAUUUGCUCUUAGAAGUUCAGAUUUAUCUGGAUAUUUUCAAUGUGAUGUUUCUCUCUUUUACGCGCCGAUGCGAACAGCUCCAAAAUUAAUCUUCUUCUUCUUGAAUUUAAUAAUGAGGUACAGCUUAAUGGGAAAUUGAAUGAAAUCUCAUGCAUUACUUGAAUAAGGCUGAAUAUCCAAGCAGGAAACACUGGGGGAAAUUCUGUGCAUAGAGAUUUGUAGUAGCCAUUUUGAGUUUAGAGGAUUUGACUUGAGUGCCCAAAGGGCUGUUUACUUUGUCUUUCCUUUCAUACAAGUUGACGUGAAAACGACUGCUCAGAUAUCUCACAGUAAAUUUGAGCUAUUCAGUAUUAGGUCAGCAGACUCCAUUGCUUAUUUCUAUGUACGUCUGCGUCAUUAGGUGUGCACGAUUCGUAAGGCUGCUUUAAUCGUGUAGUCUCUGAGAGGAGAAGGGCAGUGUUUGUUUUUAGAUAUUCCUGAUUACCUGCCUUUAGCUGUCGGGAGAGAAGUGUUAAACUUAGACUUAACUCUGUUUUUGCUACAUGUUUUGUCAAGUUCUGUCAAGAACUUGUUGCUAACAAGUCCUACAACAACCACAUAAUGUUUACAUGAUCUAGAAAUAUAACGUGCAAGGAUGUAGGCACAUUGUACACAUUAUGACUUGGUGCUAUGUCUUUUUGAACUCGUGGUGCUGUGGUUCAGAGGUUAACACACAAACUCACGCACAGUCCUCUGUCUUAAACUAACUAAACUAGCUCUGUCGUGAUUUCCGUUGUCGAGUUCUCCUGGUGAGUAGGACUGCAAGCAAUAAAACCUCACAGGGCAGGUCCUGUGCGCUCACUAUCUUUCAGUAUGAAAACGGUUAAAGUUGUUAAAUAAAGUUCGGCCUUUGACAUUCAAUAUGUGCUUACAUUAUCGCGUGAACGUUCGCUGUCAUCAUGAAUAAAAACCUGCGUAUUUAGAAAGAUUUAUAAAGAAGAACUUGCCAGUCUUAAGGAGGCAACAUAUCAAUGUAUAAUCCAUGAAAUGUACCCACGGUAUGAUAGUAAAUUUUUCAUUUAGCAUGGAAAGUACCUGGUAACUCAAGUAGGUGGCGGUCUGACACGUCAAGCAGCGGCAUUUCUGUUUUAUAGUUUUUUUUCUUGGACACGAUGGAGCGAUGCAUCCUCGCAUAAAGCUGUCACGCUGAUUUAAGAUGCACAUGCAGUGUCGCUGUAUAUCUGUGGAUGGUGAUUGACGGCAUUUUAUUCAGCUCUGGUCUUUGAAGGGAGAACCCGACUGAAAAGUUUCUCUUGAAUAUAUAUGAUACUGUACAGGUAGAUACGCCCCCCUUUGCUUGUGUAAGAGGGCUCAUUUGAAGGAAGUGUCAUAUCAACUCUUUGAUUGCCUGUAGCCUAUACAGUUUUGUGCUUACUUCUUAUGGUGCUUCGUGAAACUUUAUUUUCUUUUUUGUGUUGAUUGAACAGAACCUAACCUUGCAUAAUCAAGAUAUUUCACUCAUUCGGACCUAUCUGUCUUGUUUCAGAUAAUGUACAUUUUGUUCUCGAUUCUUUUGCUGUUCAUAUUAACCAGCACUGAAAACUUAGAAUGUAAUACUGCAUUAUGCACUAAUUUA